Messenger RNA from Pseudoliparis swirei, 2521 nucleotides. RefSeq names its product SET domain containing 3, actin histidine methyltransferase (gene setd3). The transcript has 13 exons. Gene Ontology annotation, molecular function: histone H3K4 methyltransferase activity; protein binding; protein-L-histidine N-tele-methyltransferase activity. Lineage: Eukaryota; Metazoa; Chordata; Actinopteri; Perciformes; Liparidae. The record is from RefSeq and is a predicted model, not a curated record. Bases 807 to 2507 code for a protein of 566 amino acids. Gene Ontology annotation, biological process: positive regulation of transcription by RNA polymerase II; peptidyl-lysine dimethylation; peptidyl-lysine trimethylation.
AAGUUUACCUGGUGGCCAAUUCGGGGAACUACAAAUUCCAGACCGCUACCCUAUAAACUCAGUCACUUUUCAAGUUUUAGAAGUUUUAUUUUUCUAACAUGGUUCCAAGGCUGCAGGUCUUUCUCACUCACUCUGACACACACACACAUAUAUUUUCAAAUCACAGUUUAUUAUUACGGGUCAAUAACUCUGAGUGCUGACAUGUGGUUCCCCCGUGUCCCCGUGUACGCAUAUUGUAUAGUUUUAGACAUUACGUGUCACGGUAACAUGUGUGGUUUAAUUCAACUGACCAGGUUCAUUUAGUGAUUUAUAUCGAUGUCAAAUCUCGCCGCGCUACAGGUUCUCUUUUUAAUCCGUAAUCGGCAAAUUACUAAUUUAAUGGAUCAACAUUAUUCAAUUAUAUGACACACUGAUUCCGAUGUGAGGUCAAAGGUCAGCGAUAUCGUAUGUGUACACCUUGUAAAGGCCGCUGAGGCUAGUUCGUAAUUUGUGAUAAUGGGCGAUACACAAAAAAGUGAAUGUAAUUGACGACCUGCUCACCUUGUACUCUUCAUAAAACAGUGCUGCAUUGGUUUCCACUUUUUCGUGUAUUUUAUUCACACUGUUCAUUGUCUGGUUUUGUCCUUCUCCAUCCAGUCGUGUAAUCACGUAGUUUAACUGAAACUUAACGUGUGUAGUUGUUCAUUAGUGUGUCACUGUGCACAUGCAGCAGCUCAGAAGCGAUCCUACGAUGACAAGACGGACAUUAACUUCACACAAUGACGUUUUUUCUCUUCUUCCAAAAUUGGUUGGCAUCCUAAAUCACCAUGGGGAAGAAGAGCAGAGUGAAGACGAAGAGGUCUGGCUCGGGAGCCAGCGCUGUGGUUUCCCCCAAGGAGAUGACCAACCUGAUCUCAGAGCUGCUGCAGAAAUGCAGCAGAGCAGCGCCCUCUGCUGGUAAAGAGUGGGAGGAGUACCUGCAGAUCAGAGGCCUGGUGGACAAGAUUCGCAAAAAACAAAAGGGUAUGUCCAUCGUGUUUGAGGGCAGCAGACAGGACUACUUCCCAGGCCUGUUGUCCUGGGCUCAGGACUGCGGCGCGUCCUGUGACAGCUUCACGGUGGCCCACUUUGGGAGCGAGGGCUACGGCCUGCAGGCCACCAGAGACAUCAAGGCAGAGGAACUCUUCCUGUGGAUUCCCAGGAAGAUGCUCAUGACUGUGGAGUCGGCCCAGAACUCUGUGCUGGGCCCUCUGUACAGCCAGGACCGGAUCCUCCAGGCCAUGGGCAACGUGACGCUGGCCUUCCACCUCCUGUGUGAGCGGGCCGACCCCGCCUCGCCCUGGCUGCCCUACAUCCGCAGUCUCCCCGAGGAGUACGACACCCCGCUCUACUACCAGCAGGAGGAGGUGCAGUUGCUCGUGGGCACGCAGGCAGUGCAGGACGUGCUGAGCCAGUACAAAAACACGGCGCGCCAGUACGCCUACUUCUACAAACUGCUUCAGACUCAUCCGGCCGCCAGUCAGCUGCCCCUGAAGGACCGCUUCACAUUUGAUGACUACAGGUGGGCCGUGUCCUCUGUGAUGACCCGCCAGAACCAGAUCCCCACUGAGGACGGCAGCCACAUCAUCCUGGCCCUGAUCCCGCUGUGGGACAUGUGUAACCACACCAACGGACUGAUCACCACCGGCUACAACCUGGAGGACGACCGCUGUGAGUGUGUGGCGCUGCAGGACUACAAGCAGAACCAGCAGAUCUAUAUAUUCUACGGCACGCGGUCCAACGCCGAGUUUGUGAUCCACAACGGUUUCUUCUUCCAAGACAACGGCCACGACCGGGUGAAGAUCAAGCUGGGCGUCAGCAAGAGCGAGCGCCUCUUCGCCAUGAAGGCCGAGGUGCUGGCGCGGGCCGGCAUCCCGGCGUCCUGUAUCUUUGCUCUGCACAGCAAUGAACCGCCAAUCUCAGCCCAGCUGCUGGCCUUCCUCAGGGUCUUCUGCAUGACGGAGGAGGAGCUGAAGGACUUCCUGCUGGGAGAGGCGGCGGUCCACAAGAUGGCGACUCUGGGGAACAGCGAGUUCCCCGUGAGCUGGCAGAACGAGAUCCGGCUGUGGACCUUCCUGGAGACACGAGCCGCUCUGCUGCUGAAGGGCCACCGGAGCAGCUGGCAGGAGGACGGCGCCAUGCUGGAGGAACCCGACCUGUCACUCCACUCCCGCGUGGCGGUCCAGCUCCGGCUGGCCGAGAAGCAGAUCCUCGAGACGGCGUCGGCGAGCGGGCGCGCCAAGCGGCUGCACUUGGAGCAGCAGCUGGCGGACGGCGCCCCGCUGCCUCGCUGCGAGGAGAGCGCCGACGCAAAGGUGGAGGAGGAGCACCGUCACCUCCUCAAUGGGGAGGAGGAUGUGUAUGGCGUGGAGAUGGAGGUCAGGAAAGAUGCUCUUUCAACUUUGGACUCCAUUGGCGGUUCAACCCACAGAGGCCAAAGGGGCGGAGCUAGUCGAACUGAAGAUGACCCCAAAGAGAAGCGUGAAUAAAAGAUGUAACGCCA